Molecule: messenger RNA, 3049 nt
Organism: Ilex paraguariensis (yerba mate)
Lineage: Eukaryota; Viridiplantae; Streptophyta; Magnoliopsida; Aquifoliales; Aquifoliaceae
Source: the annotation of a GenBank genome assembly
CUUUCAAAUUACAAAGGAGAGAUACCAAAACUUCUGUAUCAUCUCAUGAGAACAGCAAACUUGUGCAAGUUAUGCCUACAAAGCCAAGACUCUCUCUCCGUCGUACUCUCAAAAGCACUAUCUUCAGCAAGAAACUCCAGAGAUCUCCACACAGUUCAUUCGCUGUUAGUCACUUUAGGACUCGACCAGUCUGUCUUUUUCUCCGGCAUACUCAUAAGGAAAUACGACAAAUUCAAAGACCCACUUGCUUCUUUAUCAGUUUUUCGCCGAGUUUCCCCUACUAACAAUGUUUAUCUAUGGAAUACAAUCAUUAGAGCAAUGACCCGUAAUGGGUUGUUCUCCGAGGCUCUCAAUUUGUACACCCAGAUGCGAAAAUUAAGGGUUUAUCCCGAUACGCAUACUUUUCCGUCUGUUAUUAAUGCGUGUGCUGGUUUAGCAGCUUUUGAGAUGGGAAAAAUUGUUCAUGACCAUUUAUUGCAAAUGGGUUUUUGUUGGGAUCUGUAUAUAGGUAACGCAUUGAUUGAUAUGUAUUCGAGGUUUAAUGAGUUGGAGAGAGCGCAAAACGUGUUUGAAGAAAUUCCCCAAAGAGAUGUUGUUUCUUGGAAUAGUUUGAUUUCGGGUUAUAGCUCAAAUGGGUAUUGGGCAGAAGCAUUAGAAAUUUAUCACCAAUCAAGGAUGGUAGGUUUGGUACCAGAUUCUUUUACAGUUUCAAGUGUUUUACCGGCAUGUGGCAGCUUGGUGGCCGUGGAAGAGGGUGAGAGAGUUCAUGGCUUGAUAGAGACGAUUGGGAUCAAGACAGAUGUAAUUGUGAGCAAUGGGCUUCUUUCAAUGUAUUUUAAAUUUGAUAAGUUAAUGGAUUGUUGGAGAGUUUUUGAUGAGAUGCUAGUCAGAGACACAGUUACUUGGAACAUUGUGAUAUGUGGAUACUCACAAUCGGGCUUGUAUGAGGAGUCAAUCAGGUUCUUUUUGGAAAUGGAGCGUGAAUUCAAACCAGACCUGCUAACCAUCACUUCUGUCCUCCGUGCUUGUGGUCAUGUUGGGGACUUGAAAUUGGGAAGUUACAUUCAUGACUACAUGAUGAGAAAUGGAUACGAAUGUGAUACUACAACUCAGAAUAUUAUUAUUAAUAUGUAUGCUAAUUGUGGUAAUUUAGUAGCUUCACAGGAAGCUUUUGAUGCGAUGAAAAAUAAGGAUUUGGUGUCAUGGAACUCGCUGAUUAGUGGUUAUGUCAAUUAUGGAUAUUAUGAGGAAGCAAUGAAGCUUUUAAAGAUGAUGAAGAUGGAGUUGCAACCAGAUUUUGUCACUUAUUUGAUGCUUCUGUCUAUGUCUACUCGGCUAAUAAACAUAAAUCAUGCCAUGGAACUCCACUGUGAUAUAAUUAAAAAUGGAUUUGAUUCAACUUUAGUUGUGGGUAAUGCUCUUGUGGAUGUCUACGCUAAAUGUGGCGAAUUAGAGAAUUCACUGAAGCAAUUUGAAAACAUGAAAGUUCAUGAUACAGUAACAUGGAAUACCAUUAUUGCUGCAUGUGGUCAUUGUGAGGACUGCAGUCUAGGAUUCAGAAUGAUUAGUAGAAUGCGAAUUGAGGGGAUGAUGCCAGAUGUUGCUACCAUGUUAGGUACCUUGCCUUUGUGCUCCUUAUUGGCUGCCAAAAGACAAGGGAAAGAAAUGCAUGGCUGCAUUUUCAGGUUAGGGUUUGAGUCAGAUGUUGCGAUUGGGAAUGCUUUGAUUGAAAUGUACUCUAAAAGUGGAUGUUUGAUGAAGUCAAUCUUAGUUUUUGAGCAUAUGAAAGUUAGAGACAUAGUGACAUGGACUGCGUUGAUCUCUGCAUAUGGAAUGUAUGGCGAAGGCAGGAAAGCUCUUAGAGCUUUUGAGGAUAUGAAGAAAACAGGUGUUGUUCCAGAUCAUAUUUUGUUUAUUUCCAUCCUAUAUGCAUGUAGCCAUUCACGUUUGGUCAAAGAAGGUCGAGCUUGCUUUGAUAAGAUGAAGCAAGAAUACAACAUUGAGCCUAGAAUUGAACAUUAUGCUUGUGUGGUUGAUCUUCUAUCAAGGUCUGGGUUCAUAGCUGAAGCAGAGGAAUUUGUUCUUGCCAUGCCAUUGAAGCCGGAUGCAAGUAUAUGGGGAGCUCUACUUAGUGCGUGUCGAGCAAGUGGCGACAUCAAGAUUGUAGAACGGGUUUCAAAACGUAUCAUUGAAUUGAAUUCAGAAGAUACUGGAUAUUAUGUUUUAGUGUCAAAUGUAUAUGCAAUCCUAGGGAAGUGGGAUCAAGUGAGAACGAUUCGAAAGUCUUUGCAAGACAGAGGACUUAGAAAAGACCCUGGAUGUAGUUGGAUAGAGAUUCAAAACAGGGUAUAUAUUUUUGGCACUGGAGAUAGGUUUUUUGAACAAUAUGAACAGGUCAAUAAUUUACUGGAGACCCUUGCUGGUAUAAUGGCCAAGGAAGGUUAUGUUGCUGACUUGAAAUUUGCUAUACAUGAUGUUGAUGAGGAUGAGAAGAGAUACAUGCUUUGUGGGCAUAGCGAAAGGCUUGCCAUAGCAUUUGGAUUGUUAAAUACGAAACCUGGUACCCCUUUGCAGGUAAUGAAGAAUCUUCGGGUUUGUGGAGAUUGCCACACGGUGACUAAGUACAUAUCAAAGAUUGUCCAACGAGAAAUAUUAGUUAGAGAUGCCAAUCGCUUUCAUUUAUUCCAGGAUGGAAACUGUAGUUGUGGAGAUAAUUGGUGAUGGAAUGCAUUGUUCUAUCACUGGUUGAUGACUGAAGCAGAUCUUCCACAGUAAAGAGUUAAAGAAAUAAACAUAGCUGCAUUAUAUUUGCAGGCAGGAAUAAUCAUCACCAUCAAUGUACAAGUUAUUUCAGAAUUGCUGGACAUCACUUUUGUGUCGAUCAUCUGGUAGAUGUUUUUAAAUUGCUACCCAAAAUAUAUAAUUUGUUUGGCAGUAGACUCACAAUAAGCAAUUUUAAAUGAAUGAAAUAUAUUUUCCUUGCAGACCAUUACUCACUUUAUACAUCUAAAGGUCAACCAGCCAGCCAUAUCAAUUGGAUGAUGUUUGU